Messenger RNA from Cuculus canorus (common cuckoo), 2432 nucleotides. It is a transcript of the gene KRT20, whose product is annotated as keratin 20. Gene Ontology annotation, molecular function: structural molecule activity. The transcript has 8 exons. Bases 93 to 1403 code for a protein of 436 amino acids. The record is from RefSeq and is a predicted model, not a curated record. Lineage: Eukaryota; Metazoa; Chordata; Aves; Cuculiformes; Cuculidae.
UAAAGGUUUAGAGAGCACACCUUGGUCUUCACUUCAGCUGCCCUCUAUCUGUGUAGAUUCAGGCAGUUCAUUGGAGAAGGCAAAGAACAGAAAUGGCAUUCUCUACCCGAAGCAUCCAGUGGAGCACAGGCACCCGCAUCCAGCCCACGGCUUCCAGCGCCAGUGGUGUAACAUCCAGGAAAAUGGUCAUGCAAAAGCUUCAGGCACCCAGCGUCUACGGGGGAGCUGGCGGCAGUGGCACGCGCAUAUCCACCAGCACCAGCUACGGACAAGGCUUCAGUGGGAACUUCCAACUUAGUAUUACUGGUAAUGAUGUGCUGCUUGCUGGCAAUGAAAAAUCAACUAUGCAAAACUUAAACGACCGUUUGGCUUCGUACCUUGAAAGGGUGCGUUCCCUGGAAAAGUCAAACUCCCUGAUUGAAAAGCAGAUCAAAGAGUGGUACGAGAAGAACACCAUAGAAAUCAGGCAUGACUACAGCUCAUACUUUAAAACAAUUCAAGAUCUCCAAAACAAGAUUACUGCUGCACAGUUGGAAAACGCAAGGUUUGUCCUGCAGAUUGACAACGCCAAACUGGCUGCUGAUGAUUUUCGACUGAAGUACGAGAAUGAGCACCUGCUCAAGCAAAGCGUUGAGAGUGACAUUGUUGGAUUGAUCCGAGUUCGUGAUGAUUUGACUUUGACCAAAGCUGAUUUGGAGUCACAGAUUGAAAGUGUGAAUGAAGAACUAGCUUUUCUGAAGAAGAACCAUGAGGAGGACAUUGGCAGACUCCGCAAAGAGGUGAGUGGCUCCGUUAAUGUAGAGGUGGAUGCUGCUCCGAGUAUUGAUCUUGCAACUAUUAUGGAAAACAUGAGGCGGCAAUACGAAGAAAUGGCAGAAAAGUAUCGUCAAGAAGCCAGAGAAGAAUUUGAAAAGCAGACAGAGCAACUGAACCAGGAAGUAGCGAUCCACACUGAAGAGCUGCAAGUCCAGAAGAAGGAGGUCACCGAGCGGAGACACUUCUACCAAAGCCUGGAGAUGGAGUUACAGACCUACUUUAACACGAGACAGUCUCUAGAAGCCACUCUGGCUGAAACGGAAGCUCGUUACAGUUAUCAGCUAGCCCAAAUACAGGAAUCGGUUGCCAAUUUAGAGGCUCAACUGGCGCAACUCCGAGCUGACAUGGAAGGUCAAAACAGCAAGUACAGUAUAUUGUUGGAUAUCAAGACUCGCUUGGAAAUGGAGAUCGCCACAUACCGCCGUCUCCUGGAAGGAGAGGACAGUGGACAUUUUGAAGUGGAAACAGCUACAACAGAGCUUGAAAAAGAAUCAAGCAAAGUUAUGAAGAUCAAGACAAUUGUUGAAGAGGUGGUGGAUGGCAAGGUUGUCUCCUCUCAGGUCAAAACGGUUGAAGAGAAGAUGUAAACGGCACCAGCAGGGAGGAGACAGCCCUAGAGCUUCUCAGAGCUGACUCCAAAACUAAAAGCUUAAACUUUAUAAAGAAUUCAAUGUAAUCCUCUCUAAACCCCAGAAGGGUUGGAAAACACCAAACUAUCAAAUCUCAAUCAAUUUUCUUCUUCUUUUUUUUUUGUGUGCGUGAGUAUUUAUAAAAAUCAGUAAGUUACAAAGCACAAGAUUUUGGGUUUACUUCCUUAGUGACUAAACACCUCAUAAAAAACCCAAAUCAGCCUGUUGUAAAUGUAUAAUUGCUUCCAAGACAGAUAAAAACCUCAAGUAUCAGUUUUUACUUACAUCAGGCUCUUGAAAUUACAUUUAAAAACUUGCUCAGUAAAAACUGGAAAGUGAAAUGACUUUCAGCAUGAAUUUACGAUAGCUUUUAAAAUAAUUUACAUUAAAUUUAGAAAAACACUUAAGCAGUGCUUAUUGUUGAGGUUUCAAAGUACUGAGCUGGGGCAAGACAUCAGAUGAAGACACAGGACAGAACUGGCUCAUGCAGCUCUUGACGGUCAUGGGUGCUUCUGAAAGCAUCAUUUGCUCACAGUUCACUUCUCCAGCUGGUGUCUUACCUUUUCUCAUGUUUUCAACACAUUAAUAAAAGAAAAGGUUUUAGAAGUGAGCUGCGAUUUCUGAAACCUUGACAGACACCUCACCAAAACUUUACAAGAAAGAAUUUCCCAGAUACAGAUGACUCUCUCUCUAUUAAACUUGUCAGGUGAAUUGCAAUCCAGAGUUCAGCAACCUAUUUUUUCUCUAGCACAUUUAAUUUCUUUUCAAAAACACAUUAAAAUGUUGAUUCCCUGCACCUUUCUGCACUUGACCUACCAGCUUCACUUUAGUAAAAAAUUAUUUUCAAGAUGUGUCGAUUUUCAUUUCAUAACAGAUUAAAAUGUAAAACUGAAGAAGCGUCUUCCUUAUUUUUCACUCUCUGUGAAUGUUUAUCUCACCAGGGACUAUAGGAAGCAAAGAUAUUCUAUCAAGAAGUUCAGAAAUUAA